Molecule: messenger RNA, 1041 nt
Organism: Cyphellophora attinorum
Lineage: Eukaryota; Fungi; Ascomycota; Eurotiomycetes; Chaetothyriales; Cyphellophoraceae
Exons: 3
Coding region: 1-1041 (346 amino acids)
Source: RefSeq, a predicted model, not a curated record
AUGAGCGGCGGUGAUGUCGCCCUCGUCGUUCUAUCAGUAUUUCUAGCGUCCUUCAGUCUCGUCUUCGUUGCGGCGCGAUGUGCGGCCCGGUGGGGCAUCAGGAAAGAGUAUGGAGUGGUUGACGGAUUCGUUGUACUUGCGCUGUGUUGUGCGAUAACACAUGCGGCAUUGUUCAUCGUUGAGUUUUCGAGGGACAAGACGAACACAGACGGCCUUGAUGUCUCAGGGUUGCGGAUUGUAUGGAUCGCCAAUCUUGUAGCAAACCUUGGGCUUCCCAUCGCGAAGAUUGCGAUCCUGCUCACCUAUCUUGACUUCUUCAUCUGGCCCAAGCACCAGUCUGCAUCACGAAUCUUGCUGGCUGGCGUCGCUUCAUACGCUUGGGACCUGUUCACAAAUAUUGCCAUCUUAGCUUUACCGAUGAUGGCGGUGGUGAGAUGGGCUCAGCCUAGGGGCGAGAAGCUCGCCUUCACGGGACUCUACACGCUGGGUUUCGUUGCGAUCGUGAUGAGCGUCAUUCGAUUGUGGCGUUCGGACGAAGGUGAUCCGAUGUCGCCGAUCAGCGACAACACUGCGCUGUGGUUCGGCAUAGACACUCAGCUGAAUGUGAUCAUCUGGUGUGCAAGCUUACCGUCUCUGGGUGCAUUGCUCGAUCGAUUCUUCCCCGGGUGUCUGGCGAGUUGGUCAUCGGCACCUGGCAGAAGAGUCAGUCACCAUCGGGCUUGGUUGAAGAUUCCUGGACGAGAGUCUCCCCAUCCGCCUACAGAAUUGAGACCACCGACGGCAUUAUCGAGACGGCCCAGUGCUCAUUCUACAGCCGAUUCAGCCAAGUCAGCGGCUUCGGAUGCUCCCUCUAUGGCCAGCGUUACAACGAACAAUAGAGGCAGUGCUCAUCCAGGAGCGUUGGUGAUCAUACCAGAGGAUAUUGAGGACACUUCGAAACCACUGCCUUCGCGAUCUUGGAAGAGAGGCUCGAGGACUUCAAGGGUGUCGAAAGUGUCCAAGAGCUCGAAGUCAUCGAGGGGAGGAAACAGUCUCGUGUAA